This is a messenger RNA of Calidris pugnax (ruff), 2541 nucleotides long. RefSeq names its product NME/NM23 family member 5 (gene NME5). The coding region runs from base 261 to 902 and encodes 213 amino acids. The transcript is spliced from 6 exons. Gene Ontology annotation, biological process: GTP biosynthetic process; negative regulation of oxidative stress-induced intrinsic apoptotic signaling pathway; spermatid differentiation. The record is from RefSeq and is a predicted model, not a curated record. NCBI's taxonomy places the organism in Eukaryota, Metazoa, Chordata, Aves, Charadriiformes, Scolopacidae. Gene Ontology annotation, molecular function: nucleoside diphosphate kinase activity.
GUGUCCCGGUAUCCGUAACCGGGUGCCGCGGCUUCAGGCCGGAGCCCCCCAGAAUGUGUGUACUUUCAGCCUGGUUCCCAGCAAAGGCAGCCCCGGCGCCUCCGCGUUCAGCUCCAUCGCUGCUCCCCGAGGGAGCCCGCAGCCCGUUCAGCCAUAGUUAAAAGAGAACCGGGAGGCUCAAAGGUAUCGGUGCAGAAAAGAUCAUCCCAAGCGGGAAGGCAGUACGAAAAGAGCAGGUGGAUUCUGAUUUAGAAGCCAAGAUGCAGAUGUUAAUGCCCAAACCUCAGAUUUUUGUGGAGAGAACUCUGGCCCUCAUCAAACCGGAUAUCGUGGAUAAGGAAGAAGAAAUAGAAGACUACAUUCUCCGAUCAGGAUUCCUGAUCCUUCAGAAACGGAAGCUCCAGUUAAGCCCAGAGCAAUGUAGCAACUUUUAUGCAGACCAGUAUGGAAAAGUGUUUUUUCCCAAUUUAACAGCCUAUAUGAGUUCUGGACCUCUAGUUGCUAUGGUUCUUGCCAGACGUUGUGCAGUCUCAUACUGGAAGGAACUGCUUGGACCAUCAAACAGCAUAAGAGCUCAGAGAACUCAUCCUCACAGCUUAAGAGCAAUCUAUGGGACUGAUGAACUGAGGAACGCGCUUCACGGCAGUCUCAGCAUUUCCACAGCAGAAAGAGAAAUUCGAUUCAUGUUUCCAGAAGCGAUUUUGGAGCCGAUUCCAGCUGGACAAAGAGCCAGGGAUUACUUAAACCUUUACAUAAAGCCUACGUUGCUGGCUGGGCUCACUGCUCUCUGUAAGGAGAAGCCAGCAGACCCCAUGAUUUGGCUUGCUGACUGGUUGAUUGAACACAAUCCUAAUAAACCCAAGCUACAACAUCACAUCACUGAGGAGGAGCAUCAGGGAUGAGAGCUCGGUGGAAACCAUCUCAAGCAUUCCAAGUUACAGAUAAAUAUUAUCAUCUUCAGUGUAUCCCUUGGCUCUGUAAUCAAUAUUACCUGAAGUAAAUGUUACUGUCAUAACUACUUGUGUCUUCAUAGGACACAUAACCUUAUGCUUAACCAGGAUUUAAUAGUUCUAGCAGCUUUUCUAUUGACAUAGUGAGUGUAGAAUUACUUGAGAAAUUUAGUGUCAGGUCAUGAGAAAAAGGCAAAAUGAUCAUCAGGUGUGAUUUAACUGCUAUUUUCCCCAUUUAUCUUGGUUUGGCUGUAUGGGGAGAACAAAAUUAUUUACACCAGUGCAGAUUCCUAAAUGACAUACGUCUGAGCUGGCCUGUGUUUUGUGAGACUGAGUUGUAUCUCAGCAGUUUUUUAGCAAACACAAAUUCUAUUAUGAUGGGAACUAUUUGGAUAAAGCUUAGAAAACAGUUACUGAAGGCAUAUUAACAAUUUUAGAAUUUUAAUUGCUGAUUACAUUACCCAGCUAAGGUCACUCUUGAAGAUGAUUGACUUGAGCCUGAUGUAUUUUGUCAGAAUGUAAUUUGAAGGAUUUUUUUGAAGGUACAUUGAAUGUAUCGGUCCCAUCUCAGUGGUGAAAGGCACAGUGAUUAUAAAUAAAUCUUUGAUUUCCAUUACAAGUCACAAGAAAGUGUAUUUUAGUCAAGGACUACUGCUGUGUUCCAACAUUUGUUUGAAAGAAAGGUGCUUAAUCGGAACAGCUCACCUUAAGGGUGUUUUCUGUGUUUUCCUGCUCUUAAAAGGUAUGCUGAUGUCUGUUGUUUGCUCCUGUUGUUGUUUACCCUCCAACUUUAAUGGGUUGUAUUUGAAAAUUUCAAAGGAAUGGGUUAGGGGCCAUGCUAUUCAACAGGCAAUGGGUUAAUUCUGCACUAUUACCUUUUCUGAGCUAAAGCACUGCGUUUUUUUGGGAGGGCUUUUAAUAUUUUUAAGAGCUGUACUUGCACUGGUAAUUUCAAUCUUUGCCUCUUGUGGUUUGACUGGGGAGGAUGGAGACAACAAUAUGGCAUUUACACAACUCUGAAAUAUUAGUAUGCUUGACUAAUACUAAACAAACAAGCAAUUUCUUAAUUUGUUUCAUGAGAAAACUUGCUUCCCCAACUUGAGUAAUUACCAGAAUCAUAAGUCAUUUGUCUGUAACAUUAAACUUUGUUUAAGCUAAUUGUUUAUCUUCUCAGUGGAAUAAACCACUAUUGGCAGCUCAGAGAAUAAACAUUUAGAAAACUGGUCCUUACAGUACCAAGACCUAAAAAUCUUGGGACUUUUAGGAGAAGAAGAAAAAAAAAAAGCAAGCCCAAACCCUCAAAUAUGAAGAAUAAAAUAUCAGGUGGUUGGAAAUACAGUAAACAGAUGUGUUUACAACUAAUUUAUUUUGCUGUAAUUAUUGUCCCCAUAUGUGUCUGAUUGCUCCAAUUACAGGACAGUUGUGCUCGGUGGUUUCCUGUCAGCCAAACCAGAAAUUUAUGUUCUGAAGAUGCCAGAAACUAAAAUCCGGUGAACUCACAGGAUAUUAUUCUGUAUUUUGUUAGUUACUAUGGUAUUUGCUUACUUAUCUUGAUAUGAUACUGCUUGACAAUAAAUAUCUCCUUUAUAUU